Molecule: messenger RNA, 981 nt
Organism: Bufo gargarizans (Asiatic toad)
Lineage: Eukaryota; Metazoa; Chordata; Amphibia; Anura; Bufonidae
Gene: TMBIM4
Product: transmembrane BAX inhibitor motif containing 4
Biological process (GO): negative regulation of apoptotic process
Cellular component (GO): membrane
Source: RefSeq, a predicted model, not a curated record
CGGUGAGCACAACCCCUCGGUAGGCACAGUAAUCGGGAAGUUUCACGGAAGCAGUGUGACUGACGCUUGUCUUGGUGAUAAUGGCGGCUAAGGAUCUCUACCCCCGGUCCUCCAUUGAGGAUGAUUUUAACUACGGGACCAAUGUGGCUUCAGCCAGUAUUCAUAUCCGAAUGGAUUUCCUCCGGAAGGUCUACAGUAUAUUGACAGUACAAGUUCUUUUGACCACCAUCACAGCUGGAGUUUUCCUUUAUUUUGAAGCUAUCCGGUCAUUUGUCCAUGAAAGCCCUGGUUUGCUUAUGUUCUCUGCCCUCGGCUCCCUAGGUACAAUUAUUGCCCUGAUGAUUUACAGACACCAGCAUCCUGUGAACCUGUACCUCCUGUUUGGAUUUACUUUCUUGGAGGCCAUAACAGUUGGUAUUGCAGUGACAUUCUAUGACGUGGCUGUUGUGCUUCAAGCUUUUAUAUUGACAACCUUUGUCUUCCUUGGUCUCACUGCAUACACAUUCCAGUCAAAGCGAGACUUCAGCAAGUUUGGAGCUGGGCUUUUUGCUGGUUUGUGGAUCUUGAUCAUUGCUGGAUUUCUAAGGUUUUUCUUUUAUAGUGAGACUAUUGAACUGGUCAUUGCCGCUGGUGGCGCCUUGCUCUUCUGUGGCUUCAUCAUCUACGAUACACAUCUGCUAAUGCACAAAUUGUCACCAGAGGAGCACAUCUUGGCCUCUAUCAACCUCUAUCUUGAUAUUAUCAAUCUCUUCUUACAUCUGCUUCGCAUACUAGAGGCUCUUAACAAGAAAUAAGCCAUGGUAUUCCUGUGUAAUAAAUGGCCAGUUGCGGUGUGUCAUUUUUACCACUUUCACUAUUUUGCACAUUUUUUUGCUUGGGCUACUUUCACACUAGCGUUUUUGCUGAAUCCGGCAGGGUUCAGCAAAAAAACGCUUCCAUUACUGAUGAUACAACCAUCUGCAUCUGUUAUGAACGGAUCCG